AUGUCUGUAAAACACAUCUCAGUUCUGCUGCUGCUGCUACAGCUGAGUUACUUCUUCAGCUCUGGGAGUUGUGGGAAGGUGCUAGUGUGGCAUGUGGAGUACAGUCAUUGGCUCAAUAUAAAAACAAUCCUGGACACACUUGUCCAGCGAGGUCAUGAAGUAACUGUUCUGAGAUCUUCAGCUUCUAUUUUAAUUGAUCCCAAUGAACCACCUGGAAUUAAAUUUGAAACUUUUCCUACAUCGUAUGCUAAAGAGGAAAUGAAGGAUUUUUUCAUGUAUUGGAUCAAUAAUGCACUAUAUAAUAUGUCACUAGAUUCAUAUUGGGAUCAUUUUUUCAUACUGGAAAAAUUCUUUCCAAAAUAUUCUGAUGUUUAUGAAAAUAUCUGCAGAGACAUAAUUUUGAACAAGAAACUCAUGACAAAACUGCAGGAAUCGAAGUUCGAUGUUGUCCUUGCAGAUGCCAUCAAUCCUGGAGCUGAGCUGCUGGCUGAACUGCUCAAAGUGCCCUUCGUGUACAGCCUCCGCUUCUUUCCGGGCUACACUAUGGAGAAGUACAGCGGAGGGCUGCAUGUGCCUCCUUCCUACGUACCUAUUAUCCUGUCAGGUUUAACUGGCCGAAUGACAUUCAUGGAGAGAGUUCAAAAUAUGCUAUGCUUGCUUUAUUUUGACUUUUGGUUCCAAACUUUUAAUGAGAGGAGAUGGGAUAAGUUUUACAGUGAAGUACUAGGUAAACCUGUUAGAUUCUCUGAGCUAGUGGGGAAAGCUGAUAUGUGGCUCAUUCGAAGCUAUUGGGAUUUGGAGUUUCCCCGCCCCCUCUUACCAAACUUUGAAUUUGUUGGAGGGCUCCAUUGCAAACCUGCCAAACCUCUUCCUAAGGAAAUGGAAGACUUUGUUCAGAGCUCUGGAGAAGAGGGAAUUGUGGUGUUUUCCCUGGGGUCCAUGGUCAGCAACAUGACAGAAGAAAGGGCAAAUAUGUUUGCAACUGCUUUUGCCCAGCUUCCACAAAAGGUUCUUUGGAGAUUUAAUGGGAAGAAACCAGAAACUUUGGGACCCAAUACUCGGAUUUAUAAGUGGAUCCCCCAGAAUGACCUUCUUGGUCAUCCAAAAACCAAGGCAUUUAUAACUCAUGGUGGAACCAGUGGCAUUUAUGAGGCAAUUCACCAUGGCAUCCCUAUGGUGGGCAUUCCUUUGUUUGGGGAGCAACCUGAUAAUAUUGCCCACAUGAAAGCCAAGGGAGCAGCUGUCAGAGUGGACUGGAAAACAAUGUCAAAUGCAAAUUUGCUCAGUGCUUUAAAGGCAGUGAUUAACAAUCCUUUCUACAAAGAGAAUGUUAUGAGAUUAUCAAGGAUUCACCAUGAUCAGCCUGUGAAGCCCCUGGACCGAGCAGUCUUCUGGAUCGAGUACGUCAUGCGCCAUAAAGGAGCCAAACACCUUCGGGUUGCAGCCCAUGACCUCACCUGGUUCCAGUACUACUCCCUGGAUGUCAUUGGGUUCCUGCUGGCUUGUGUCACAAUCAUUACUUUCCUUAUCCUAAAAUGUUUUUUGUUUGUUUGUCAAAAGUUUGUUGUGACAGGAAAUAAGAAAAAGAGAGACUAA
Messenger RNA from Lepus europaeus (European hare), 1596 nucleotides. Its product is annotated as UDP-glucuronosyltransferase 2B14-like. Gene Ontology annotation, molecular function: UDP-glycosyltransferase activity. Bases 1 to 1596 code for a protein of 531 amino acids. Lineage: Eukaryota; Metazoa; Chordata; Mammalia; Lagomorpha; Leporidae. The record is from RefSeq and is a predicted model, not a curated record. The transcript is spliced from 6 exons.